UAAAAUAAAAUAGAAAAAACGGCAAAAUAAAUAAAGCAAAUAAAGCAUCGAUAUUGGCAGCAGAGACAUAUAAAAUUAAACGCUAAGAAAUCAGCGACGGGAAAUAAAGGGGAACACAAGACCUCUCACCCGCCACCCGAGAAACGACAACGACGGCAGCAGCAGCAGCAACGACAGCAGCAACAACAACGACAACUGUAGCGGCGACAGAGACGACUGCAACGGCGGCAGAGACAACAGCGGCGACAGAGACAACUGCAGCGCCGGCAGAGACAACUGCAGCGACGGCAGAGACGACUGCAGCAGAAAAGGCGGCAGAGAAGGCAGCGCGUGCAGAACCAACAAAUAAAAAAUCUCGACGGCGGAGUAACCAUAAGAAAUUUCGUAUGUAAAAAGAUAACGGUCUACCCGGUCCAGCACAACAAAAAAAUACUGGACUUUGAAAAAGGAAACCUAGUCGCUGAGUGCCCAGGGCGAAAUCUCAACAUCGGAUACUGCAAGACGACGGUUGGCGCCACCUUCUGCAGGGAGCUGCAAAAUGGUACUUGUGCCCAGCAACUAGUUUCCGGAGCCACUGCGCACUGCUCCACGCUUCCAGGGCAUCUGGAUCCAGUUACGGUAGUAGAUCACGGCACCCUCAUAGUGAACGAGGCCAACAUGACCAUAACCGACGACCAAGGACGGGACCAAAAAAUAUCUGGGACCUACCUGGUAACCUAUUCCGACAGAAUAAGUCUCAACGGAACUUGGUUCAUAAAUCAGCUGGGAAACUCGAUGAAAAAACCCGCCGUAUCGGCCAUGGCCGUUGUCAACGUCACGGCACACCAAAACCGGCUAAGUCUCCCAUUUCUCCACGAGCUGAGCCUGAGAAACCUUCACCACAUCGGGACCCUUAGAGAAGAGCUUUCCUUGGGCUCCCUCCUCAGCUACUCCAUCACCCUACUCGCCUCCUUCGUACUGUGUUCCACUGUUUGGCUCGGCUACCACCAUCUGAAGACCAGGAGCCCCGUCAAAUCAGGGGCUAAUGGUGACGUAGAAGCAGCAGGUCACCGGGACGGCGACCACUUAAAAGAGGGAGAAGUUAACACACCCAGUUCCCACAAAGACAAAUUGUCGAGUUGCAGGCCAUAUCCGGUGGCCAACACGCGCAGUAAGGAAACCGCCGACUCCGCACUCCGAGGGCAGUUGCCCGGAGCCCGGUCAGAGCACUCGCGGAGCGAGUGA
Messenger RNA from Drosophila rhopaloa, 1224 nucleotides. RefSeq lists its product as uncharacterized. NCBI's taxonomy places the organism in Eukaryota, Metazoa, Arthropoda, Insecta, Diptera, Drosophilidae. The transcript has 2 exons. Bases 658 to 1224 code for a protein of 188 amino acids. The record is from RefSeq and is a predicted model, not a curated record.